UCUCUCUCUCUCUCUCUCUCUCUCUCUCUCUCUCUCUCUCUCUCUCUCCCCUUUCGGUCCAUUUAUUUUCAGUUUAAACCCCAGUGAUCUCAAUCUCAGUUCUUCAAACUCAAUCUAGGGUUCUCAAUUUCUGAUAAAUAGUGGAGAAGAUUUUUUGGUUUUUUGCAGAGAGAGAGUGAGAGUGGGAUGAAGAUUCAGUGCAACGUGUGCGAGGUAGCGGAGGCGAACGUACUGUGCUGCGCGGACGAGGCGGCUCUUUGUUGGGCUUGUGAUGAGAAGGUUCAUGCUGCUAACAAGCUCGCCAGCAAGCAUCAGAGGCUGCCUCUCUCUAGCUCUUCGUCUCAGAUGCCCAAGUGUGAUAUAUGUCAGGAAGCAGUUGGCUAUUUCUUUUGUCUAGAAGAUCGAGCUGUACUCUGCAGGAAAUGUGAUGUUGCAAUACACACAGCUAAUACCUAUGUUUCAGCUCACCAGAGGUUUCUGCUUACUGGAGUAAAGGUAGGUCUUGAACCAACAGAGCCUGGUGCAUCCUCAGCUCUGGUGAAGUCACCCUCUGUUGAGAAAAUGUCAGAACCCGAAUCUCGCACUCUGUCUAGAAGGGUUAGUUCAAUGUCAUUAGCUGGACAAUACAACAAAUUAUUACCUGUCCAAGUUAGUGGAGUUGGGGAUUUUGUGCCUCCCAAGUUGCCAUUUGCUGGAGGUUCUGGAUCUGGAAGUAGUCCACAGUGGCCGUUAGAAGAAUUUUUUGGACUAACUGAAUUGAAUCAGAGUUCUGGGUAUAUGGAUACUGGCUCAUCCAAGGCUGAUAGUGGCAGGCUUGGAGAUUCAGACUGCUCCCCUAUUUUAAGAGCCGCUGAGGUGAAACUGGACGGUGAAGAGUGCUUGGGUAUGGUACCAGAUGCAUCGUGGGCGGUGCCACAGAUUCCUUCCCCACCUACAGCCUCAGGGCUUUACUGGCCAAAAUAUGAUCGGAAUCUGUCUGAAGCUGCAGUCUUCGUGCCGGACAUAUGCUACUCACAGAACCUUCACCGUUAUCAUCCAAAUGGUACUACUUCAAAACGGCGUAGGCAACUGUAAUGUGUCUACUUCUAUUUGGUUUCUAAGGGUUAUAGUUGCACCUUGCUAGAUAGUGUGUCAUCAGUCUUGGAAGUGUAUUUUCAUUUGCAAAAAUCAAUAAUCUGUGUGAGCAAAUUCUCGUGUGUUGGAGUAUUACCUUCAUCUGUAAGUAGAACUGUCUCAUUUCAGUAUAUGGUUAAUUAGGGUUGUAAAACUUAGGAAAUAUUUCAAUUUGUUCUGAGGUGGCUAUCCAAUGGUCGAUGCUACUGUUAAAUUGGAUCCUAGGCUUAAUUCAGUGGAGACAAUCUUCUACUGUGUGUGAGGGGAUAUGCUAAAUCAGUUGGAUUCACUAGAUUGAAUUGUUGCUGGAUGAUUAGAUUGAGC
This is a messenger RNA of Ilex paraguariensis (yerba mate), 1437 nucleotides long. The record is from the annotation of a GenBank genome assembly. Lineage: Eukaryota; Viridiplantae; Streptophyta; Magnoliopsida; Aquifoliales; Aquifoliaceae.